This is a messenger RNA of Chelonus insularis, 1050 nucleotides long. RefSeq lists its product as uncharacterized. The coding region runs from base 79 to 897 and encodes 272 amino acids. Lineage: Eukaryota; Metazoa; Arthropoda; Insecta; Hymenoptera; Braconidae. The record is from RefSeq and is a predicted model, not a curated record. The transcript is spliced from 5 exons.
UUAAAAAUUAUUUAACUUGAAAUUCGUUAAUUUUCUCUUAGUAGUGAUUAUUUUGAAUUUUUGCUGUAGGGAAUUAAAAUGAAGAGUUUUAUUUUAUUUUUAUCAAUUUGUUUGAAAGUGUGCUUGUGUUGGCAUUUCUCACGACAAGAUAACGAAUUUAACUAUGACGAAAGCAUCACAAAAAAUCCUUGGUUGGUUAUGAUUGUGCGGAAUGGACAAGACGUCGUGUCUUAUGGAACUCUUUUCCAUGAAAGAGCUGUCGCAACAACUGCAGCAAUGAAUGAAAAUAAUCUUUUUCAACUGCAAGUUUUUGCUGAUUGUCAUUCUUUAGGAGAUCGACAAGAGAUUGAUCAUAGAAUUUGUAAACAAUUUAGAAACGUCAGUGAGUAUGAUGUAAUAGGAUCAUCUCCACCGAAAGUAAAUUACUACAACUUUGCUGUCUUGAUUCUUUCAAGUCCUUUCGAACUGACUCCAACUCUGAAUGUCGUACAUUUUGGACAUCAGAGCAGUGUUCAAUCCGACCAUUGUAUUGUGUUGUAUCCGACGUUGGUGACAAAUCCUAAUACUAAUAAAACUGGAGCACUCUUUUAUCCAACACUUAAUAUAAACUGGACUGGAGUUUCAGUUCAAUUAGUCAGUAGUUUUGAAGACGUCAAACCUAAAGAAAAAGUCUCGAUUGUACCUGGAAGUCCUUUACUUUGUAAAUCUAAAACUAAAACUGAUGAGUGGUAUGCUAUAGCCAUCGUAUCAAAAAUUGAUCAAGCAAAUAAACCAUCUAUAAAUUCAAGAACAAUAGCUCUUAGUUUUACUGAUAACGAGAUUAAAAUAUUUCUUGAAAUUCUGAAAAAUUUCCAAGCACCUGGAGAUCAGUCUGAAGUAAUUUUUUAUUAUGAUUAAAAGCAAAGCAUCUUCCAGAAUAAAAUACAGAUAAAUUGUCAUCGAUAAAUAUUAAUGAGUGAUACAAUUGUAAAAAUUAAUGCAUUAAAUUUGAAUAUGAAAAAUCAAUUUUACAAGAGAAAAAAUAUAACAACUGGAAAUCUCAUUAUAAAA